Sinocyclocheilus rhinocerous is the source of this 2275-nucleotide messenger RNA. It is a transcript of the gene wdr45b, whose product is annotated as WD repeat domain 45B. The record is from RefSeq and is a predicted model, not a curated record. Gene Ontology annotation, molecular function: protein binding. The transcript has 10 exons. NCBI's taxonomy places the organism in Eukaryota, Metazoa, Chordata, Actinopteri, Cypriniformes, Cyprinidae. The coding region runs from base 333 to 1367 and encodes 344 amino acids.
AUGUUAGUCAUGUGUAGACCGCAGUAAGUUCUAGGUUUUUGCAAUAUCUGAUUUCUAGAAAUAAACAGACCACAUAACGCGUGAACACUGGGAUUCCUGCAGUGAGAUUACUGUACGAUCCACGGUCGCACGUCGCAGCCUGCGCUUAAACCGGAGAAAGGAGGAACAACAGGCGCUCUGCCAACUUUAUUUCCUGGCUGGAGAGACAGUCAUGAUAUUAAACCCCGUGUACCUAGCAUUAGCCUGCCAGCUCUAGCCUUCUUAGAGGAAUGCCGUCCUUUAGUUAGGCUUACAGUCUUUUCAUUUAGAUUAGCCAAAUAACGCCAAGCACUAUGAAUUUAUUACCAUCAAAUCCCCACGGUAAUGGAUUACUUUAUGCUGGAUUUAACCAGGAUCACGGAUGUUUUGCGUGUGGAAUGGAAAAUGGAUUCAGGGUGUAUAACACAGAUCCUCUCAAAGAAAAGGAAAAACAAGAGUUUCUUGAAGGCGGAGUUGGUCACGUGGAGAUGCUUUUUCGAUGCAAUUAUCUUGCGCUUGUGGGAGGCGGAAAAAAACCAAAGUACCCUCCUAAUAAAGUGAUGAUUUGGGAUGACCUGAAGAAAAAGACUGUGAUAGAGAUUGAGUUUUCCACAGAGGUCAAAGCUGUUAAGCUUCGCCGUGACAGAAUUGUGGUGGUCCUGGACUCCAUGAUUAAAGUGUUCACAUUUACUCAUAAUCCUCAUCAGCUGCAUGUCUUUGAAACAUGCUAUAACCCUAAAGGUUUGUGUGUCUUGUGCCCAAACAGCAACAAUUCAUUGCUAGCGUUUCCAGCCACUCACUCCGGACACGUUCAGAUCGUAGAUCUGGCCAAUACAGAGAAACCGCCUGUGGAUAUUCCUGCACAUGAAGGAGCUCUGUGCUGCAUCGCUCUCAACCUUCAGGGCACACGGAUAGCCACAGCAUCUGAAAAAGGGACCCUGAUCAGAAUAUUCGACACCUCAGCAGGUCAUCUUAUUCAGGAGCUGAGAAGAGGAUCGCAAACUGCCAAUAUAUACUGCAUCAAUUUCAACCAAGAUGCCUCUCUUAUCUGCGUAUCGAGUGACCAUGGCACAGUCCACAUAUUUGCUGCAGAGGAUCCCAAAAGGAACAAGCAGUCCAGCUUGGCAUCGGCCAGUUUUCUCCCCAAGUAUUUCAGCUCCAAAUGGAGUUUCUCCAAGUUCCAGGUCCCAUCCGGUUCGCCCUGCGUCUGUGCCUUUGGAACAGAACCCAAUGCUGUUCUAGCUAUUUGUUCUGAUGGCAGCUACUACAAGUUUCUGUUCAACCAAAAAGGGGAGUGUUCAAGGGAUGUUUACGCUCAGUUUCUGGAAAUGACUGACGAGAAGAUCUGAGCAUAGACACUACUUCACUUUACCAGAUUGUUUCUUUCUUGAGGAUGUCAAAGGACUCGAGUGGCAUUCGCAACGCAGACUUUUUGGAGAUGACCGUGACACAGACAUAUGGAGGAGAGACCAAAAGAAACUCUAAAUACUCUCUUUGUUCAAACAUGAGAGACCUUUCUUUGAACACACCGAGAGAUGACUGAAAAACUGUGACCGCAGAAAACACAUUCUGUGGCGUGACGAGAGGGAAACCUUUUUUUUUUUUUGAAAGGACAACAUUUUUUAAAUUGUCUUCCAUUGGAUUUUUUAAGCUUUGGAUGUCCUUGGCUAGGUAGCGAGAGCAAAAUCUCUUUGUCCACUAACAAAACCUAAUCUAAUGUAGGAAGCGCCUCUGUAACUAAGAGCAGAGGGGGGUGUAAACAUGUACAUCAUUCACACUAUGUAUUUGCAAACUAUUUGUUGGUGUUAGAUAUCGUUUUUCUUGCUGUAUGAACGCAGGAUACCGGAUUAAAAUGAUGUAACUACAUAGUAUUUAGACAAGUAUAACAAAACAGCUAUUUUAUGGAGUAAAUGUGUGCUCCUCAUUUCACGUAUUUGUUGGCUUUAAGAAAAUCAAAUUACUAUAAUCAGUGCUCUGUAAAAGUUUUACCAUACUAUCACACAAGUUACGUGACUGAUAGACACAACAUAUUAGGCCGUGGGGAGGAAUGAAGAAUCGCAUCAUCAUAUUUAGUCUAUAUUUACACUCUAAAUGGGUUAAAAUAAAAUGAUCAACUCUAAAAUCCUGUUUUCUUCACAAGGUAAUUGAGAAUAACUACAUUGCUACUUUACAAGAGGUUAAUUGUAAGGUGAAUUGCAUACCAUUUAAACCUGGUUGCAGAUGAAUGCAUUAAACCGCAUCUUUUUGUUUAUUAGCU